AUGGGCGGUAUCAUGAUCCCGUCAGACUACACCUCGGAUACUGUGCGCUACGAAGUUCUCACUGCAACAAAACUCACUCCACAAUAUCAAUGGGAUGAGGACCAUCCCCUCAAGCGAUUGGAACUGAGUGAACAGGAUAUCCAAGACAAGAGCAAAGCGGGCUGGUUACUUAAGAGUCUUGCCAUCCUUCAGAUUGUAUGGCUCGUUCUCAAUGUGAUCGUUCGCGGCGUUACAGGUUUGGCUGUUACUCAGCUCGAGAUUGCCACUGCUGCGUUCGCUCUCAUGGCAGUUUUGACUUACUUGGCCAGCUGGUGGAAACCCAAGGAUAUCUCCGAGCCUACCUACACCCGUCAUUCGUCCACGGCCUUCGCUAUGGUUCAAAUCACCCGCCACGGCAGCCAAUUCAGAGGUGUCUAA
Colletotrichum chrysophilum is the source of this 417-nucleotide messenger RNA. RefSeq lists its product as uncharacterized. The transcript has 2 exons. Bases 1 to 417 code for a protein of 138 amino acids. NCBI's taxonomy places the organism in Eukaryota, Fungi, Ascomycota, Sordariomycetes, Glomerellales, Glomerellaceae. The record is from RefSeq and is a predicted model, not a curated record.